UCUACAACGACAACAAAUUGUCAUAGCCCCCGUCCUUUUCACAUACUCACUCUUAAUUCCUCAAACAAAAAUUAUUAGCCAACCAUACCGUCCCUCUUAGUAAACAGAGCACGAAGAAUGUCAUUCUUCUCAAGGAAGAAGCAGCCUAGCGCAAGUCAGCUCGCUGCUUCAUCCGUAACAGUAGCUCAGACUCCAAGCCAAGCUCUCGCGCAGCUGGCUGCAAAGGACAACGCUGCUCAACUUCAACCCUCGCGUGACAACGAUUCUUCCAACACCACAAAUGGCCCUGUACCAGCCCUCGCUCAACGUCAACAAGCUCGCGGACCCAGCCCCCAGUCACAGCAGCAGCCACCCCAGUCACAACCACCACCACCUCAAACCUCCCAGUUACCUCAACAACGGCCAGCUUAUCCCUGGUCUGCACGGCGCUUACUCCUCCCACCCCCACUCGUAAUUUCGAAGCCUGGCGUGCCCGCACCAAAUUCACCUUCACCUUCACCAUUCCCUCGCUACGGUCAUGCACUUCCGGCGACAGCCACUGCUUCGGGAGAGUUGUAUCUUUUUGGUGGUCUGGUUCGCGAAACCGCCCGAAAUGAUUUAUACCUUUUCUCUACUCGCGAUCUUUCCGCGACUCUCGUGCAGACAGCCGGAGAAAUACCCUCGCCGCGAGUUGGUCAUGCUAGUGCAAUCGUUAGCAGCGUUCUCAUUAUAUGGGGAGGCGAUACAAAAACAGACCCCACGUCUGAUCAGUCGGAAAAACAAGAUGAUGGCUUGUAUCUUCUCAAUCUCGUUUCACGAGAGUGGACCCGGGUAGCUAUGCACGGUCCUGCACCUGCUGGACGGUAUGGUCAUGCCGUUACUAUGGUCGGUACCAAAUUUUUUGUUUUCGGGGGUCAGGUAGAUGGCGAGUUCCUGAAUGACCUCUGGUCAUUUGAUCUCAAUACUCUACGGACAACAACAACUUGGGAGCCGUGUCAACCCGUCGGAACCGCCCGUCCUGCCCAACGUACAGGACAUGCCUGUGUAACAUACCAGGAUCGCAUCAUCGUGUUCGGAGGAACAGAUGGCCAAUACCAUUACAAUGAUACAUGGUCUUAUGAUACUAAUACCAGGACUUGGUCAGAACUGCAAUGCAUUGGAUUUAUUCCCUCACCCCGGGAAGGCCACGCAGCUGCUGUAGUCGACGACGUCAUCUAUAUAUUUGGCGGUCGGGGUAUAGACGGCAAGGACCUUGGGGAUUUAGCGGCAUUCAAGAUGUCAAACCAACGGUGGUAUAUGUUCCAAAAUAUGGGUCCAGCGCCUAGCGGCCGUUCAGGUCAUGCUAUGGCGUCCAUGGGAACUAGAGUUUUUGUUCUUGGCGGGGAAUCUUUCACGCCAACCAAGGGUGAUGACCAUGGAAUUAUUAAUGUUCUUGACACCAAGCACAUCAAAUACCCUGAUUCAAGCAAAGGACUACCGGCCAACAAGUCUGAUCGAAAAUCAUCUGCAACACCUACCCCUCCGCCAGGACCACCUGCACAAGGAAGCAAUGUGCCUAAUGGUACCCGUGCCAUGUCCCCGACAGGUACUCCUCAAGACGUAGACGACCUCCGCCGGGCUAUAUCCCCGCCAGGAAUCCGGCCUGGAACUCGUACACCGAAUGGUGCCCCUGUGCAGUCAUCUCCUAAUACCAAAGGUAAAGCACCGACACGCCCUCGAAGAGAUGAUGGGGACGUGUUGGGAACGGAUGAUGGGAACGGGACGGACACCGGUGCUACCAUCGAGUCUAUCACUACAUCCCGAGAUCACGCACCAUCUCCAGACCAGACCCGAGCACGAAGUCCCAACUCCUUCAGUGUCACCCGUGCGAUGUCCCCCACAUCUCAGAGCGGAUCCGAUCUCUAUGGCAACGUACAGCCACCCAAUGUGGCGAGUAUAGCGAUGAGCGGUCUGGCUGCCCGAAGUCCAUCACCCGUUGUGGAUCGUAGCAGGCCUCCACUUGAUGCCUUUUAUCAGCCAUCAGGUGGUUCUCCUGGUGCGAAUGGAAACGGAAAUGGGCAUGCCCAGGGGAAAUUCGGUUCAACGGGCAAUGUGACUGCUGACCUGAUUCGGGAUUACAAGGUCAAAGAGAUGGAAGUUGAGACGUUGCGGAGGCGAGAGGCUUGGAUGAAGACAGCGCUUUUGAAGGCCUCCCGGUCGGGCUUUGUUCAACUUGACGAAGAAACAUUGGAAGCUGAGGAUAUUGACUUCCAAGAUGAUGCCAGUGAGGAACAAAGGAAACUUGCUGACAUGGUCAUGAAUUUCAGGCACUUCAAAACCCAGGUGCAGACUACCCUGGUCAAUCAAGCCCGCCAGGCUUCAGAGCGCAUUGCGGAUGCUGAGCGCAUGAAGUCUGCUGCGAUCCAGGAAGCUGCAUACUACCGCGCAAAGCUCACGGCCCAUGAAGCAUCUAUGCCUGGCGAGGUCUCGCAAAUAGAGCGAGAACGUAUUGCUGAGCUCGAACGCCAUCUUGCCACUCUAUUAGUGGAACAGACUGCACAGAAGAAGACAGCAGACGAACUGAGUGACUCGCUGGCCUUGCAGACUACACUUCUUGAGCAGGCGGAGGCACGGUCCUCUGAUGCCAACAACCGUGCUGAUGCUCUGGAGGAGACACACCAUCGUGUUGUUCGUGAACACUCAGAAAUUCGCGACCGUUACGUAGAAGUCGAGGCCGCUCUUCGAGACCAUGCCGAUCGACUUCUUGGCCAGACUUCUCUGCUCGAACAAAAAGAUGCUGAAACAGCUCAGGUUAAGAGACAGGUUGAGGAGUUGAGCCAACUCCGUGAUCAGCAUAUCCGCGCUCUCGAUCAAGCCCGUACGGCGCUACAAGCCGUAUCGUCCCGCUCUGAAGAGGAUCAACGUGCUCUCUUGGUGAACUUCUCGAUUCACAUCGUGACCUUAGGGCAGACGAAGACCGGUUAACGAGAGGACAUGCAGAGAAGGUGGAGACUAUGGAGGUGGAAGCUGCUUCUCUACGGAAGAUGCUGAAGGAGGUCACCCAGCAGCUGGAGGAAGUGCAAAAGGAUCUUUCAGAGGAGCGUCGCAGGGUACGACAAACGGAAUCUGAGCAAACAUUC
This is a messenger RNA of Suillus bovinus, 3098 nucleotides long. RefSeq lists its product as uncharacterized. The record is from RefSeq and is a predicted model, not a curated record. Gene Ontology annotation, molecular function: protein binding. Bases 118 to 2943 code for a protein of 941 amino acids. The transcript is spliced from 9 exons. Lineage: Eukaryota; Fungi; Basidiomycota; Agaricomycetes; Boletales; Suillaceae.